This is a messenger RNA of Aspergillus mulundensis, 699 nucleotides long. RefSeq lists its product as uncharacterized. Lineage: Eukaryota; Fungi; Ascomycota; Eurotiomycetes; Eurotiales; Aspergillaceae. The transcript has 3 exons. The record is from RefSeq and is a predicted model, not a curated record. The coding region runs from base 1 to 699 and encodes 232 amino acids.
AUGACCGAAGUCCCCAUGGGCGACACUUCCGGCUGUCCGCCGACUUUCUCGCUCUUCCCACCGUUUCUCCCCACCGUCAUCAAGCAGCGUCUGACAUCCUCUCGCUACACACUCAUCAGAGCCGAACCUACCCCGUCUACACCCUCACAGUCAAACACAAUGUCCUUCAACUCGAACACCGCAACAGGGGCUAGUACCCCGCGCCCUUCGUCCGCCGGUAGCGCGAGCACAGCGCGGAACUCAGAUGACUCGUUCGGCGAGGAAGAUGUUAGGAAUACCAACAGGGACAUCCUGGCGGUAGGCGCAUCAGGGAACUGCGAGGUUGAUUCAGGCUUGCGCUGGAACAGAGUGAGUCCAGCACUCAACCUCCUCCGGUACGCAAACUUCGAAGCCCAACAACCAAAUUGCGAAAGCCGCCUCGUCCGCUCUCUGUACCUCGACUCCAUAACCUACCUUCUCUCCGCACUCCCCGAUGACCUAAGCAGCGACGAAACCCUAACUCUCCGCCGCAGUCUCCCAGAGAAACUAAAGCCUGCUUUCACGCCAGACACGGGCAUGGGUAUCUCUGGCUCGCCGCACCUGCAUGCUCAUGCAGCUGCUCCUUAUCCCCCGUUGCAACGCUCUUACCUCCACCGUCUUCUUGCUGCAAUACUUAAUGCCCUAUAUGAAAGACGUCUUGAUCCAUUUAUAUCGGUAUGA